AUGCCAGUGGAUUCAAAGAUAAACUGUAUGAAGUGCGGAAAAAGUCAUACAGAUGCAGAAAGCUGUCCAGCAAGAGGAAGAAAAUGUCUGAGGUGUGGUAAAGAAAAUCAUUUCGCUCAGGUAUGUAAAACAAAUUUAAAUAAAAACAAUGUAAGGGAACUUAAAAUUAAUACAGGUAAAGACAAAGCAUCUAGUGAAAGUGAAAAUGAGUAUUUUUGUGAUUCAAUAACUAAAAAAAAUAGACAAAUUAAUCAUAUAACUUGGGUAGAGAACGUUUUAGUUGCAGAUAAAAUAAUAAUAAAAUUUAAACUAGACUCUUGGUCUGAUGUGAAUAUAAUUUCAUUAAAAACGUAUAACAAAAUUUUAAGAUCAGUAGAUGAGGACAUACAACUACAUAAUAAGAACAUACAUGUAGAAGCCUAUGGGGGCACAAAUAUUGAAGUGAUAGGCAUAACCAAAUUGAAAAUAAAUGUAUUAAAUAACAAAAACAUCAUGUCUCAUGAAAACUUUAUUGUUGCAAAAAAUGAUGCAGUAUCUAUCCUAGGCUUAGAAACCUGUCUCAAACUAAAAUUAAUGAACAGAACAGCAGUUAAUGAACUAAAGAAAUCAAUUAUAAAGAAAAUUGAAGUAAUGCAUAAAUAUAGAGAUGUGUUUAGAGGGGUAUGUUGUUUUAAGGAACCAUAUUCAAUUAAAUUAAAAAAAAAUCAUGUGCUCAUAUCAAAACCUCCACACAGAGUUCCAAUUAAAGUGAAAGAAAAGUUAAAAGAAGAACUAAGUCGUUUAACUGAACUUGGAAUUACAGUAGAAAUCGGUUAUAACGAGUUUCAAGGGCCAACUAGUUUUUCUCGUUAUAACCGGUAA
Macrosiphum euphorbiae (potato aphid) is the source of this 861-nucleotide messenger RNA. Lineage: Eukaryota; Metazoa; Arthropoda; Insecta; Hemiptera; Aphididae. The record is from the annotation of a GenBank genome assembly.